GCUCUACCGGCCCGAAAACAGAAAAAUGUACACAACAAGCCGGGUUACACAACGAGUCUUCUCUGAUUGACGAUAGAGAGAGAGAGAACAGAAAACAGCUUCCUUUCUCUUUCUCUUUCUCUGUCUCUCAGUGGGUUGCGUUCAAUUGGGUUUGGUGGCUGUAACUAAUACUAUCCUCUUCUGGUUCGUUCAGCUUUACCAUCGAUCAAUCAUGGAUUCUGUAUUUGAUACAGAGGCUCAAAAUGGGCUCUUAGAUAAUUCAGCAGAUGUUGAGCUUAGAUUAAAUCAUGAUGGUGCAAUUCUAGCAACUUGUGUUGUCGAGGAGGCUUCUAGUCUUGAGCAAAUUGAGCAAGUGGGUCAAAAUUCUUCAAGAGUGGAACAAAAUGCAGUUGAAGGAGACGAACCAUAUCUGGGCCAGGAAUUCGACUCAGAAGCAGCUGCACAUGCAUUUUAUAAUGCAUAUGCACUGAGAAUAGGUUUCAGAACACGUGUGAACGAUCUAUCUCGUUCUAGGGUCGAUGGCUCCAUCAUUGCUCGAACGCUAGUAUGUAACAAAGAGGGUUACCGAGUGGCUGAUAAGCGUGAGAGAAUGAGUGUGAGACCUCGACCCCCCACUAGGGUUGGUUGCAAGGCAAUGAUUUCAGUUAAGAAACUGAGUAUUGGAAAGUGGGUAGUUGCAAAGUUUGUCAAGGAGCAUACCCAUACACUGUCUCCAGGGAAGGGUAAAAAAGGAUCGAAUGAUCAAUCUACUACGGAUGAACAGAUGAAAAUCAAAGAAUUAACUCAACAACUGCUGAUUGAGAGAAAGCGGUCUGCUUCAUAUAGAAAAAUCAUAGACCUCCUAUUCAAUCACAUUGAAGAGCACACUCAAAACCUGUCGCAAAAGAUCCAGCGCAUAACUGAUAAUCUCCAAGAAAUUGUAUCAUCCGAGGGAAAGGGAAAAGACCGUCGAAAUGUCUCCUAGUCUGCGUUUCGUUUUGUAAUGUAAAUGUGAAAUCUGUAAAUUGAAUUUUCACACUGGCCUUCUCAAUCUAUUGUCAAGUCAUGUUUACCGACCUAUCAGUUGAUAUGAUGGGGGAUGGAUGAGUAGAAUAACUAUAAGAGAUGUGAUUCUCAGAGCAGAUGGCUGCCAAUGCCAUGUUCGAGAGAAUAGAACAAUUUAUAUCAACAAAACCACCCGACCCAGUUCAACUAGAAAGCCCCACCUGUGCAUAAUAUUGAUUACAUUAUUCUUACGAAGACUGAAAUCCCAAAAGCCUCUUCCCUUUCACUGGGACUGAGCUUCUCGCUUUGAAACAAACAUGGAGUUCCCGCGGAUCUGACCCGCCGGCAUUUCGGGCUUCAGAAAAAUCAAAUGACUCAUGGAUUCUGAACUUGAUAUAAAUAUUAAUGAUGGGGUGUUAAAUGAUUCAAGUGAUGCCGAGCUUAAGCAUUCCAAUGAUGGUGCAUUGGUAGGAAGCUUUGUUGAAGUUGAAGAGAUGUCUCAUCUUGGACAAGGACAAGAUGAUGAAGUGACUCAAAAUCCUUGUAAAGAUGGAUCAAGUGUAGUGGUCGAAGCACAUGAGCCGUAUGUGGGUCAGAAAUUUGAUACAGAAGAAACUGCACAAGCAUUUUAUAAUGCCUAUGGCAUGCGUGUGGGUUUCAUGACUCGUAUGAACUACCUGGCUCGAUCCAAACAUGGUGGAACCAUCAUUGGCCGGACUUUUGUGUGCAACAAGGAGGGUUACCGGAAGCCUGAUAGGCGUGAUAAGACUACCAUAAAGCCUCGGGCUCCCACUAGGGUAGGUUGUAAGGCCAUGCUAUCGAUAAAGAAAAUUAGUAUUGUCACAAGGUUCAUGAAGGAGCACACUCAUGCAUUGACUGCCACUGCCAACAAAGGUCAAAAAGGAUUGAUUGCUGAUCAAGUACCGGAUGAUAAGACAAAGAUUGAAGAAUUAACUCGCAAGCUGUUCCUUGAGAGAAAGCAGUCUGCUUCACUUAGAGAAAUAGUUGAUCUUCUAUUUGAUCACAUUGAGGAACAUACACAAGACCUGUCAAAGAAAGUUCAGUAUGUUGUCGACAAGGUAAAGGAGAUUGAAUCGGAAGGGAAAAAGCGCUAUAACCUCAGAUAGUCCUAGCAUCCUAAACCUAAUGUAUACUGUAUAUAUUCACAUUAGCUUUAUAAUUUAAUUUUGUUGUACUGAACAAGUAUUACUUUGCAUUGCAAUGAUAAAUAUGAGUUUAGUUGGAGGGAGAUUCUCCAGUAA
This is a messenger RNA of Prunus dulcis (almond), 2246 nucleotides long. RefSeq names its product protein FAR1-RELATED SEQUENCE 12-like. The transcript is spliced from 6 exons. Bases 1362 to 2111 code for a protein of 249 amino acids. NCBI's taxonomy places the organism in Eukaryota, Viridiplantae, Streptophyta, Magnoliopsida, Rosales, Rosaceae. The record is from RefSeq and is a predicted model, not a curated record.